UCUUGGAAAAAAAGCACUUCUGUGUUUUUUCACGGAAACCCCCUCUCCAAGCUUACCUUAUUUGACCGCCAAAUCUCUUGCUCUCUCCCCCUCUCUCUUUCUCCCCUUUUUCUCUUUCUCUGCAGCUCCUUGUUUUGUGUGUUAUGAACAACACAAGCUCUAUAAGUGGCCCGUUCACAUCUGUGAGAAGCAGUUUAUAAGUGCUUUUUUCUCAAGCGUUGAAUAGAUCAAACAACUCGUGGGGUUUGAACCAAAGAAAAUAAAAAAGGGAAAGAAAACUCAAACGUUGAAUCCAGAAAACUUUCACCUACCUUUCCCUCUUCUGUCUAUCUUCCAAUUCCACAGCAACCAAAAAACCCAAAACUUUUUGGUUGCCCUGGAAUUCAAAGCGUUGGUCUUUUUCCAAAUUUUCCAUCUUCCAAGUUUCCAAUUCCGUCGUUUUGACACGUCUUCCAAGGGGACUAGUGGGAUUAGUUGUUUGUUGUUUGUUGUUUGAGGUAUAUAUAUUUAUAUAUAUAUAGCAGUCAGACUCAACUCAUAUCCCAUCCAAUUCCAUUCAAUAUCUCUUUGGAGUUUCGGAAUUUCAAAAGCACUUUUUAGGACUUCGUGAAAAUCCCAUUUCAGGUUAGGUGACGAUUUUGCGCCUUUCGACUUGAACUUGUUAGAUCUUAUGGGUUUAUCCCUCUCACUACUUGCCUCAGCCUGGGAAGAAAUUGUGAAGCACAGAUUCUUUCAAUUGACCUACAACAUCAGUAUAACUCCCAGAGAUGGAGGACCACAAGUUAUUCUAAGAACACACAGCUUCAAGAGUGAAUCCGAAUCCUUGGCAGUUAAUUCAGACAGUUCUAGCAAGUCGGGCACUACCAAUUCGAGUCGCUUGAGUGAAUGCAAACCCGAAAAAGUGAUGCUCGACAGGAAUCUUUCGUUUAAGGGUCUUGUUCAAGAUAAACAAGACAUGGAGUUAGAGUUCUGUAAAGGCAAAAAUGAAUUGAAGCACAAACCAAUGCCUGCACUUGCUCUCCCUGAACCGGUGAUUUUGUUUUCGCCAAGGCCGGUUAGCGAGCUUGAUGCUGCUGCUGUUAAGCUUCAGAAGGUUUACAAGAGUUACCGGACCCGAAGAAACCUUGCUGAUUGUGCUGUCGUGGUUGAGGAGCUAUGGUGGAAGGCAUUAGAUUUUGCAGCUCUGAAGAGGAGUUCUGUGUCAUUCUUCAACGUUGAGAAGCCGGAAACUGCUGUUUCGCGGUGGGCGAGGGCUAGGACUAGAGCAGCCAAGGUUGGAAAGGGUUUGUCCAAGGAUGAGAAGGCACAAAAAUUGGCUCUUCAACACUGGCUUGAAGCGGUAAGUUCUUGCGAAAACUCGACAACAUUUUAUCUGAACUUGAAAAAUUGAUGAUUUUUCGUGCUUAUUUAAACACAUUACGGGAUUCAUGAUCUAACAUUUAGAUGUUUCUUGAUAUUUAUGCAGAUUGAUCCACGACAUCGGUAUGGACACAAUUUACACUUUUACUAUGACAUCUGGUUUGAAAGUGAGAGCAGCCAACCUUUCUUCUACUGGUUGGAUGUCGGAGAUGGGAAAGAAAUAAACCUCGAGAAAUGCUGCAGGGCAGUUCUACAACGUCAAUGCAUCAAGUAUCUUGGACCGAUAGAAAGAGAAGCAUAUGAAGUAGUAGUCGAAAAUGGGAAGCUUUUAUACAGGCAGGGUGGGGUGCUUGUGAACACACAUGAAGGUUCCAAAUGGAUAUUUGUCCUCAGCACAACAAGGUCUCUGUAUGUUGGUCAGAAGAAGAAGGGUCAGUUCCAACACUCAAGUUUUCUAGCAGGUGGUGCCACCACUGCAGCCGGAAGAUUGGUUGCCCGUGACGGGAUUCUUGAGGCUAUUUGGCCAUACAGUGGUCAUUACCACCCAACAGAAGAGAACUUCAUGGAAUUUAUCAGCUUUUUAGAAGAUAAUCACGUCGACCUCUCCAAUGUCAAGAGGUGUGCAGUUGAUGAUGACUUCUCUUAUACGAAGACCACUGAAGGGGAAUCAACAAAGGAGGGUUCAAUCAAAUCUACCGAUCCGACGGUUGACAGUGCCAAUGCCAAGCCACCAGUUUUUGACAUGCCCAGGCGCUUGUCAUGCAAAUGGACAACAGCAACCGGACCCCGAAUCGGGUGUGUUCGGGACUACCCGACCGAACUACAAUCCAGGGCACUUGAACAAGUUAACCUAUCUCCUAGAGUCGGUCCUGGGCCGUCAGUACGUUAUGGCCCAAUUCCUUCUCCAAGGCCUAGCCCAAAGAUCAGGCUCUCACCCCGGCUCGCAUAUAUGGGCCUCCCUAGCCCAAGGACCCCAAUCGCCGCUGCCAAUUAAGCUAGCCGAAGGGCACAUUAGGUUCGUGGGCUGGAGUUAGUUACAGUAGGUUAAUAAUGGGCCAAAGAAGCCGUACCUGGUGGGUAGUCAUCUGCCGGAAGCAUGGUGGGCCUUUUGCUGAGUUCAAUAAGGAUGAGUUAAGGGGACUAACCCAAUUUUUUCGUUCCUUUGAUUCUUUCAUCAAGUUUAUUUUGAUCUAGGUCAUUUAAUUUUUUGUAUAUGCCUUGACUAAUCCAAAUUGCAUUUUUUUUUCUUUCAAUUUUGUACCGAUUUAACUCAUGUAAUUUUGGGUCGGGUCGGGUUCAAUUUAUUCAUUUGUAUACCGGAAGUUGAGGCCAGUGAAUGAUACAAUUAUAUUCAAAAGUUCA
Pyrus x bretschneideri (Chinese white pear) is the source of this 2721-nucleotide messenger RNA. RefSeq names its product IQ domain-containing protein IQM1. NCBI's taxonomy places the organism in Eukaryota, Viridiplantae, Streptophyta, Magnoliopsida, Rosales, Rosaceae. The record is from RefSeq and is a predicted model, not a curated record.